AUUCUUGAUCAACGAUGGAAACCGCACGUCACUUUGCAAUAUGGGAUUAUGUCAUCUUCGGGGUGAUGCUACUCUUCUCGGCAGCGAUCGGCAUCUAUUUCGCCUUUUCCGGUGGACGCCAGCGUACGGCCGAAGAGUUCUUUCUAGGAGAUCGGAAAAUGGGCAUGAUACCAGUUGCGAUGUCGGUCGUUGUCAGUUUCGUGUCUGCCAUAUCGGUCAUUGGAACUCCAGGCGAGAUCUAUAUGUAUGACACUAUGUUUGCUUGGUCACUGGUGUCAUACGCGGUUUCAAACUGCCUCAUCAUACGCCUCUUUCUUCCAAUUUUCUUUCGUUUACGCAUUACCAGUGUUUACCAGUAUCUCGAGAUGAGGUUCAAUCGAACAGUAAAAACUGCCUGCACAAUUAUAUUCUCCAUCCAAACAGUACUCUACAUGGGGAUUGCAAUGUACACACCCGCACUCGCGAUCAAUGCAGUUACUGGAAUGGAUCUGUGGGCUUGCGUUGUUUCUACUGGUGUCAUCUGCAUAUUCUACACCUCAGUGGGCGGCAUGAAGGCCGUGUUGUGGACCGACACACUACAGACGGUUAUCAUCCUGCUCGGCGUGAUCGCCGUCAUCGUCAAAGGAUCAAUCGACGUCGGUGGCGUAGGGGAAGUCUUCCGCAUUGGUCAUCAAGGAGGAAGGAUCAAGCUUGAUCAGUUUAGUGUCGACCCACGAAUCCGCUACUCAGUGUGGAGUAUGAUGUUGGGGAUGUUAACAACGAAUAUUGGGACAGGUGUGAACCAAACUGUUAUCCAGAGACUCUUUUCAUGUGGAUCAAGAAGGAGGGCUGCACAGGCGCUUAUACUUGCUACCAUCAUCAAAUUCUUUACUGUGGGACUUUGCAUCUUUUCUGGGGUAGUUAUGUACGCGUACUACGUAGACUGUGACCCCUAUACACAAGGACUCGUGAAGUCACAGGAUCAGAUCAUGCCAUUGAUGGUUAUGGAUUUGCUUGGUGAUAUGCCUGGCCUCCCUGGACUCUUCCUUUCAGCUGUCGUCAGUGCUUCCAUCAGCACAUUGUCUUCUGGCGUGAACUCAUUGGCAGCUAUAUCCGGCGAGGAUGGCGUGAAGGUCUUCUGGCCUAACAUCAGCGAGAGGAAUUACGCCAGGGUUAUCAAAUCCCUCGCUGUACUGUACGGUGUUGUGAGUAUUGGAUUCGCCUUCAUUGCUAGUAAAUUAGGACAGGGUGUAUUAGAGCUGUGUCUUUCGCUCAUCGGUAUCACAUCUGGUUCAAUAAUUGGAGUAUUCUUACUGGGUAUUUACAUGCACCGAAGCAACGCAAAGGGCGCACUCACGGGUCUCUUUACUAGCGUGCUUUUCGUCGGUUGGAUAAAGGUCGGUUCCAUACUUUAUCCGUCAUCUCGAGGAAAGAAUUUCCUCUCCGUAGAAGGUUGUCCGGUCCCAAAUAUAACCGAGUCAAUGGUAACCGGCGAACCGGUUACCAUGAUUACAACACAGAUUACAGACGUGUUUUCAAUGCAAGAGGAUAAACCAGAAUCAAGGCCCGGCAUAGCUGAUUUGUACGCUAUAUCGUUUCUGUACUAUUCCAUCAUUGGCCUAAUCGUCUGCACUGUUGUAGGAGGUAUAGCAAGCAAGAUCACAGGUUUCACUGACCCAAAUACCAUCGACCCAAGACUAAAGAACAACUUGACAGACGCCCUCUUUUGGUGGUUACCAGAAUCAAUGAAAACUAGGAUGCGAUGUGGAAUUGAGAAAGUCAUUUAUGAUGACGAAGAUGAUACUGACGAAGUCAAGGAUAGUGCUGACUUCAGCGGCACAAAGGGGAAAAUGAAUGAAAUAUACGCCGACGAGAAGAGCAUGGGUUCCGUGCAAGAUAACGGCAAACACUCCGAGAAAAUAUGUACACCAGUUUAAAGUCACAUAAGGCAUUUCUUUUCAUUGAAAACAGUUUUCAUUGAAAAUUAAUUUGAAUUAUUCAUUACCAGCUGACGUCAUUAAAUGCUACUGUAAAUUACUUUUUGGUACAGUUAUCUUACUCUCCAUGGCCAUACAUCAGCCCAAGGCUAAGCCGAGCUUGGCCGAAGAAUUUCUCCUUGGUUCAGCGACUUUGCUUUCCCCAAACAAUAUGUGAUUACAGGCACUAUCAAUGCUUUUAACAAUGUCCUGGAACAUCAAUCAACAAUUCACCUUCUAUGAAAACUGCAUGAUAUAAAAUGACCUUCAUUGUUUGUUUUGUUAAAAACUGAGAAGUCCUCGGGAUUGGAUUCAUUUUUGUUUAAUACCUAGUAAUUCCCAAAAUGGAACCAAUCAAUUUAGAACACAUAGGAAAAGGUUUUCAAAUCAAUUGAGAGUCGGUGCAGAGUAAUUAACGAUUAUACCGUGAGUAAAAAAAAAAGACUCCGCAAAAACCCUUAAUUUAAGGAAAGAAAUAUUUCAUAAACACAUAAUUAUUAUACAAUGGCCUGAAAGAGUAUCUUCUCCCGAAUAGUUAGAUACCAUAUUUGUGUGGUAUGUUUUCGCCCUGGAUAAUCAGUAGGUAUUCUUUGCCGGGAUGUAAAUUUUGAUUUUCGCUAAAGUCAUGACUGAAAGGAAUGAAUCCAGAUAUCAAUAAUGUUAUAUUCCUAAAUGAGAGACCAAACGUAUUUGCGAAGUCCUUUACAAUGAAAUUAGAGAAUUGAUACUACAAAGUGUUAUUAACACAUUAUAAUUUAAUUAUUGAAAAACUGUUUUGUAAUGAAUUUUAAUGCGACCCUUUUAGGAGGAAUGUCAUUGAGGGUGACACUAUGAACUUCACGCUUUUGUAUUUUUCUUAAUAGUUUUCCCUUCAUAAUGCAUACUUAGAUUGUAAUCUGCAGUAUCUCUGUUAUUACCACUGCAUUGCUUACAUAGAUUUUUGUAUUCUAUUGUACUGUAUCAUACUGUGUUUGUCU
Messenger RNA from Lytechinus variegatus (green sea urchin), 2932 nucleotides. Its product is annotated as sodium-coupled monocarboxylate transporter 1-like. Gene Ontology annotation, molecular function: symporter activity. Gene Ontology annotation, biological process: sodium ion transport; transmembrane transport. The record is from RefSeq and is a predicted model, not a curated record. Gene Ontology annotation, cellular component: membrane. Bases 15 to 1916 code for a protein of 633 amino acids. NCBI's taxonomy places the organism in Eukaryota, Metazoa, Echinodermata, Echinoidea, Temnopleuroida, Toxopneustidae. The transcript has 15 exons.